Messenger RNA from Symbiodinium natans, 3273 nucleotides. Lineage: Eukaryota; Dinophyceae; Suessiales; Symbiodiniaceae. The record is from the annotation of a GenBank genome assembly.
AUGCUGCCGAAGGAGAAGAGGAGCAAGGAGCAGGCUCUGCCAUUCGUGGUUCUAGUGCAAGACGGCAUUGACGCCCCGGCUACUGACGGCGCUGUUGCCGUGGGCCCCUCAAGCACCCGAAGCCAAGCUCACUUCUUUGGAGGUUCAAAGGUGGCUCCGGAGCCAAGUUGCACAGGCGUCCUCAUCUUCUUAGGAGGUUUGGAGAUCCUCCAACGGAAGUUCGGAGAUGAUGGAUGUUUGGAGUGUUGUGGCUUGAAUUGGUCUCCUGAGGACUCCAGCUCAACAGGCGUGGAGGUCAAGCCGAAAAAGGUCAAGGCCAAGAAAGAGAAGAAGGAUAAGAAAGCUGAUUUCUCGGACGAGGCCAGGCCGGACGCCAAUGAGGGCGAGCCCGAAUACCGGAGACCGUCCCAGGCAGAGGAGGAGGAGGAGCCUUUGGCCGAGUUCCCUGAUGAUGAGGAGGAUCGAGUGGCGGAGGACUACAAAGAGUCUGUGGACGAGCCUGUGGCUACUUUGCUCGUGGAACCGUUUGUGGGCGAGCAGUCUCUGCAGCCUGGCAGAGAGGAACAGGAGACCGGCGUUAUGCCUGAGGGAUCUGAUGGGGAAGUGCGGGUAGAUCUUACCGAAGAGACGGAAGUGGAUCCGCUGAUGCGUGACGAGCCUCGCACCAGUCACGCGAGUCACGUGCAGUCCGUCCCGGCGGAAGACAUCAUCACAGGUCCUCCACCUAUCGUUCUGGGUGGCAGUGGGGACGACGUCAAUAUUCCGGAUAGGGAAAUUGACGGGCCCCGACGAUAUACCCUCGGUGGACAAGAGAAAGUACACAGGUGUACCCAGUGUGAUUUGGUCUGGGACGCGGCCGUGAUGCACUGCUCCAAGUGCCAAAGGCCCUUGGUGGAAGCCACCAUCAAGGUCACCGAAUUUCUGUCCAACAGCCAGUUGGAGUUCCUGGAGCAGGCCUUCAAGCGCUACGACGUUGACGGCUCGGGUAGGCUGGACGGCAAGGAGCUCCGAAUGGCCGUCAGAGAGCUGGGCUGGGACACGAAGCAGGACAUCUUGGACAGGUGGGCCCGUGUGGGAGGGAACCAGGGCCUCAACCUCGAUCAGUUCAAGAACUUGGUUGCUAGUGGAAAGCUCGGAAAGAAAACCUUCAAAGCCAUUGUGGGGAAAGCCAGCGAGGCUGUAAGGGAUGACCGGAGGCAGCUGCUUGCCAUGGGAGGCGCAGCGCCGCAGUUCACGGCGCGCCAGAGGCAGGGUAGACGGGGAGCACUGGUCCCUGGCGAAACGCAGGACUUUCUGCCAGACGGAGGGUUGGUUUCGACGGCCCCUCCCUUUGGCGAAGGUCAGAGCGCCUUUGAGGAGCUACCACCACACCGCAAGCUGGAGCUCACCGAGGCUUGGGCCUUCUGGGACGCCGACCACUCGGGCUUCCUGGAGCCUAUCGAGUUGAUGAACGCCUCGAAAGGGCUGGGCUUUCACCUCCCCAUCGAGUCCGUGGUGGCUGUUUGUGGAAAGCAUGGUGGCGGAAUCGAUCAGGAGAAUUUCAUCAGAGUUAUGUCCGUUCAGAUCAAGCACCGGGACGAGGAGCUGGGCCUUUGGAAGGGGUCACCCCUCGACUGGGCAGACUGGGCAAACGAUGACGAUGAUGUGGAAGACAGUACCACUUUCCGUGCCAAGCGCAAGAAGGAGCUGGCGAAGGCAGAGCUGAACCUCCGACGCACGAGUGUCACGGACAUGAACUUCCGAUGGCGGAACUUGCUGUGUACCACACACGCCACGGUGGGUGAGUAUGCCAUUGGAGUGAGGCUCUACUUCGACUUGCUCCUCCUCUUGGUGAUCGCCUUUGGUGUGCUAACGGGAACAACGCUGCCGUUCUUGGUGAUGUGUGGGUCCAGCUCAGGGGGAGGUCCUGUGCUGAAGCAGACCGACGAGGUGCUGAGCACUUUGGCAAAGUACUCCGUUGGAAAUUUGGCGAGGUCACCAGCAGCCGAUGCCACGGUUCACAUCAUGAACGAGUUCUUUGGUUCCAUGGCGUUGUUAGGUGUGCUGCUGCUGUACCGCUUCGUUAUCAUCCAUCGGGCAACCUACACGACCAACAGCCGCAACCUAGCCAAUCUCGCAGUUCAGGUCCGUGGGCUCCCCACGGAUUUGGGCUAUCAUCAUCUGGGCUACGAGGAACUGCUCCGAGAGCAUUUUCAGACAGUCGCCUACGAGCAAGCUCUGCGGAUGGGCACAGCCAACGAGCUGGACGACCAGCCUGUGCGCGAGGUGGUCCUGUGGCGCAAUUACGACUCGGCCGUGCAGGGUGUGCUCCAGCAAGUGGAGCUGCAAGCAAAGCAGUACAGCGUCAACACAGAGCUGAAGUUCUUGGAGCAGAAAGCGAGAGAGCACAACCUCUCCGACGACCUCGAGCAUGACCUUGGCUACAACGCUGGCGGUGGGCUGGCCCCCACUUCGGGCAGGCGCCAGUCGACGAAGGGCCGGCAGACCAUGAAGGUGAUGGCGGAAAGGCAAAGCGCUGCAUCGGACAUGAGCGUUGGCGAUGACGAUAGCACUGACUUCUCUCAUGCAGUGACGACAACCGCAGAGCGGAUGUACGACAGGAUGUGUACCCGAACGGAUGGCGGCAGACGGCUGGCCAAGCGGCAGACCUACCUGCUUUCGAUGAAUGACCUGAUCGAGGAGCAGAUCCUUGAGAUCGAAACGGAGCGGGCCCUGCAUUCCGACUUGAAGCCAGAUGAGCGAGAGGUAAUGGGCGCAUUCGUGGUGUUCUGGUGCCAGCGGACUCGGGAUGCUGUUCUCGGUCAGUAUGGCUGGUCCCGCUCCUGGUGUUGCCGCGCCUGUUGCCAGCGCCGGCGCCUGCGUCUCAAGCUGCCCUUUGAGGAGAGCAGCGACGGUUCGGAGGGUGCGCCCGAUGAGGAAGAAGUCGCCUUCCCAUUGAUUGUGGAAGCCACGCAGGAUCCAAGCCUGCAGCUUUGGCAGAACAUGGACGUGAAGCCGAUGAUGCGGCUGAUCCGGGGCUGUAUGAUGAGCAUUUGCCGCUUCUUGGUGCUCAACCUCAUCUUCAUCGUUGCCUGCAUCACGGUGUCCACGCACAUCUACUACCCGCUGUUUCUGCCUAUCGAUGCCAAGGUGUGGCUGAUCACGAAUGUUUCAGAGCCUGUCGCCAACUCCUCCAGCAAUUCUGCUCCAUGCUGGCGUGUCUGUGAACUGGAGCUGUUCGGUGAUGAGCUCUGCUCCGAUCGCAAGGCUCCUUACAUGUUUGCGCGGCGCUGA